AAUUAUAUAACUAUACGACAGCUCUCUAGAGAGAUAAAAUUAAGAAAUUUACUUACAAAAAUUAAAAACAACACUCGAUUCUAGAGAGAGAAAGUAUUUUUCAGAGUCACAGUCUCGGCUGGUGCUUGAUUGCAUAGAGGGGUUUUGUUCCCCCACUGAUGUUUCAAAGUCGAGAUUGUGAUACAUAUCGUAAGCACAGAUCUAAUGCCAUCAAUAAAAAUGCAGACCAAAGUAAGCGCAGGUUCUUUAAAAGAAAAAAGUUGUCUGAGUGUGUGCCAAAAGUCUAGUACGAUAUCUAAAAAAUCAGGUCCUCAUGUCACAGUUUCUCGAGAAACAACAGAAUUCGUUGAAUGCUUUCAGAGAUGUGAGGAUGGCUUUGUUCAUACAAGUGUGGAAAUAUGCACCCCAGAUGUUGAAAGUGAUGAGGCCGUUGACCAGCCACGAUUUCCAAGUGAAGGAAAUUUUCAGUUUCAGAAGCAGUCAUUAGUUUUUGUAGAUUCUGGCACUAUGGAAAAAAGGGAUUGCACCAGCACGUGCACAUCAAACUUGGAAACAAUAUUUUCCCCUGCUUUGGAGCCUGUUGAAAUCCACAGCAUACCAAAUAUCAAUGAUGAUGCAGGCAGCAACAAUGACGUGAAUGUGCCGAGGUUGGAAGCUGAUGACAGUGAUGAUAAUAGGAGUUCAUGUGAAUAUCAAACAUGCAAUGUUUCUGAUUUCUUUAUUUCUGACAUGAUAAUUUCUAGUUUACCCUUUGACGGGAGGGAUGAUGAUAUCAUUGAGACCAAUCCGUUUCCUGAUUAUAAAUGUGCUGAAUCAAGUAUGUUCUUUGAUGUGGCUGAGGAAUACAUGAUGUUACCUUUUCUUGAGGACACUGCCAAAAUGAGCAAUACUGAUGAUAUGAAAUCAUGUGAAGAAGGCAUGACAUACCCUGAUAAUACUAGCUUGUACCUUGCGAUUAAUCAAAUAAGAUCAUGCAAUCAGGAAUCUGAUUUCAACACUGACCCAGAUCCAGCAGAAGAAUUUGAUCCUCAGCUUUUCAUUAAAAAUUUACCUGAACUAUCUGAUGUGGAGUCACUUACUGUUGUGGCUACAAAGGAGUCUUGUUCAAGGAAGUCUGUUACUUUAGUGCUUGAUUUGGACGAAACUUUAGUUCACUCUACACUGGAGCAUUGUGAUGAUGCGGACUUCACAUUUACUGUGUUCUUUAACAUGAAAGAACACACUGUCUACGUUAAACAGAGGCCUCACCUGCACAGAUUCUUGGAGAGAGUUGCAGAUAUGUUUGAAGUUGUUAUCUUUACAGCUAGCCAAAGCAUCUAUGCAGCUCAGCUAUUGGACAUACUAGAUCCAGAUAAAAAGCUUAUAUCUCAUCGCGUUUACCGUGAGUCGUGCAUUUUCGCAGAUGGAAGUUACACAAAAGAUUUGACAGUUUUAGGUGUUGAUCUUGCAAAAGUCGCUAUUAUUGAUAAUUCUCCUCAGGUUUUCAGGUUGCAAAUAAAUAAUGGAAUUCCUAUUAAAAGUUGGUUUGAUGACCAAUCUGAUUGUGCUCUAAUUUCAUUGCUUCCGUUCUUAGAGACCCUGGUUGAUGCCGAUGAUGUCCGUCCUAUAAUUGCAAAGAGAUUUGGUAACAAGGAAUAAGAGAUUCUUAUCUUUACUAGCGUGAAUUAGCUCCUUAUUGGUCAAAUUAUGUUUUGUUUUGUUUUUAGCAAAAUUUCUCUAAUUUAGACGGUCCAUUUUUUUUCUCUUUUCACUUUUGAGAUAGUUAACUACACAAUAAGCUAGUGUUUGUCUUGUUUGAGUCGGCUUUCAGGGCUUGUCCUUCUCUUUUCUCCUUUCAGCUGACAACUUCAGGUGGGGGGUGGGGGAUCUCUUUCUAAUUUUUCUGAAAGGUAGAUAUAGAGUAUGUCUGUUUCAUUUUAUGUACAGUUGAGGUUGCUAUGAAAUUCAUACAAGGGUGUAUAUCAAUUAUUGUGAAAUAUACGUUUCGCAAACUUGUAGUGCCUUCUUA
Messenger RNA from Mercurialis annua (annual mercury), 2008 nucleotides. RefSeq lists its product as uncharacterized. The record is from RefSeq and is a predicted model, not a curated record. The transcript has 7 exons. Bases 205 to 1638 code for a protein of 477 amino acids. Lineage: Eukaryota; Viridiplantae; Streptophyta; Magnoliopsida; Malpighiales; Euphorbiaceae. Gene Ontology annotation, molecular function: phosphoprotein phosphatase activity.